GACGAAGCAUUUACAUUUUGUGUCUUUACUAUGAAGCAAACUUGAUGACAACAUUACAGAUUCCAUUAGCCUUAAGCUUUUCAUAUACUGGAAAAAACAUAAAACAUCUUUAUCAAACACACAGGGAAAAAAAAAUAAAAUAGAAAUACAAUUUUAUAUAUUGGACACAAGAUAAGCCAAGCUUUCAUGAUCCAAAAUGUAACUAGAUUGUUUGGCUGAUCUCCAAACGGGAUCAGAAUUAGCAAAAGUGCUCGUACGAGCUAAGCUGCGUUGGUACCAUAAGGAAUGUGCUGGCCAGUCUCUUAAUCAGACAUUACAGUCUUAACCCAAAAUCUUUUGUCAACAUACAUAUAUAUAUAUAUUAAGAGAUCUAAAAUACUAGAGCUGUCUUCGAUUGGAUACAAAAGAACUCAGGGGAAAUACAAUUAAAUAAGGGAGACCGAAGAUUGUUGAGAAAGGAAAAAGAAGAAGAAGAGAGUCAAUUAUUCAUUCAUUCCAAUGUUUUCAAGAGCCUGAAGAGAGACCAGCUGCUUCUCGAACCCGUGAAAAUGUCUAUGCAGAAAGCUUGAACCUUAGAUCCUUCACUGCAACAUUUCAUCAAAACUUAAAUUUACACAUUUCACAUGUAUUCCUAUUCCUAGUGUGAAUGUGUCUGUUUAUCAUUCUCCGUCUUACUGGCAAAGCAAAACACCAAAUUUGAUAGUAAUAAGUAAAAAAAAAAGAUGAGAAAAGAAUACAUACGGAGCAGGAAGUGAAGGAGGUCUUGUAUGGAUUCAUUAGAUGACUAUUGAGAAAAAGAGCGAAGACGGUUUAUUGGCUACUACUAAUAAAUUUCAGUACAUGCCAAAUUACAGGAGUGAUGUAAGAUCAAAUACUCUGUUUUGGUUUUUCAAUACUCUGAUUAAUUCAACUGAAAACAAAUGUCAAUAUAUAGCCUUACAUCAAAGUCAAAAUCCUGCUAAUACUAAGAAUUACUAAGCCAACUAAAGACCACUAAGACAACUACUUUGACCGAGUUACUCGGUCUUAAUUCAAAGCAAUGACUAACAAACUUAAGACCGAGACAAAUACUCCGAUCACUCCAAUGACUUCUUUGUAUAUGUGACUUUAUUAUAUCCAGAUACAUGUUUGUAUAUCUGAACUUGAAACCCUAUCUCAUGGCUUCUUCUUCUUCUUCUUCUUCUCCCUCGCCUUGCACACUGAGUUACCACGCCUUCACGAGCUUCCACGGACCUGACGUCGGUAAAACCUUUAUCAGUCAUCUACACAAACAGUUUACCAGCAAUAGGAUUACGAUGUUCGAUGAUGAAGGAAUCGAGAGAGGACACACCAUCGACCCUGCUCUCACACAAGUGAUUAGAGAAUCAACGAUCUCUAUCGUGGUGCUCACCAAGAACUAUGCUUCUUCCAGCUGGUGUUUGGAUGGCCUUUUGGAGAUUUUAAAAUGCCGGCAAGCUGGUAAACUAAUAGUGAUGCCAGUCUUCUACGGAGUGCGACCAAAUGAUGUGCAGAGACAGACCGGAGAUUUCGGGAAAGGUUUCGAGAAAACUUGUCGUGGUAAAACAAUCAAGGAGAAGGGAAGAUGGAGUCAAGCUUUGAACAAAGUGUGCAGUUUGAAGGGGUUUAUCUUCAGUCCCAGGGACGACGAAUCAGAGCUAUUUGAAAAAAUUGGCAGAGAAGUGACAGGAAUCUUACAGAGGAUUGAAUAUCUUAUUGCUAGAGAAGUGACAGACUUAAACACGCUAAAUCCUAAAAUUUCGACCAACAAAAGCAGGUGUUCCAUUGAUUUGGUCUUCCUCGUCGUCAUCAUCAAUUUGCUCCUGGAGAUUACAUCAGCGGUCGCGGACCAGCUCUCUUCAUCAACUCGCAAGCCUUAUUUCGCAAGAAUCUCUUUGGUUAUGUCAAUUCUCUCUCUCAUCCUCACCAUCAUUGACUUCACUGACAAAAUCCGAGUCCAUAAAGUUCAUUUCCGAUGCAAGUUGCCUAUUCCUUGGUUCUACUAUCCAGCACGUGACUACAGUACAAGAUUUGGUAAUUCCACAGAUAAUAUCUUAUUAUUCUGUGUUGUUGGUCAGUUAAUAGUCUCCGCGAUCAAUCUCAGCUUCACUGAAAGAGGACGAGACGGUCCCAUUAAAGUAUCAGUGUGGCCUCUCGUAUUUGCUAUUGGUAUAGUUGUCUCCAAGUUCACGGAGAAGCCACCCAUUUCGAAGAAUAAUUAA
Molecule: messenger RNA, 2219 nt
Organism: Brassica napus (rape)
Lineage: Eukaryota; Viridiplantae; Streptophyta; Magnoliopsida; Brassicales; Brassicaceae
Product: disease resistance protein ADR2-like
Exons: 2
Coding region: 1125-2219 (364 amino acids)
Biological process (GO): signal transduction
Source: RefSeq, a predicted model, not a curated record